Fusarium musae is the source of this 1659-nucleotide messenger RNA. RefSeq lists its product as uncharacterized. The record is from RefSeq and is a predicted model, not a curated record. The coding region runs from base 1 to 1659 and encodes 552 amino acids. The transcript has a single exon. Lineage: Eukaryota; Fungi; Ascomycota; Sordariomycetes; Hypocreales; Nectriaceae.
AUGGCCACUCUUUCUGAGCAACCCGUGUUCAAAGAGCUGAGCACUCUUCUUGUCAAACUUUCUGUCUCUGAUGAUGAUCCGAACUAUCCUAACUUUAAAAAAUGCCAGGCUGCCAAUUGCAAUACUGGCACUAAGCUAAAGGAACCAGGAGCCAAGGAGAUAUGGGAUGAAAUGAUGAAAAAGGAAACACUGUCGAACGAGGUCGAGUUCUAUUCAAAGGUUAAAAAGUUUCUCCCGUCGGUUCACUGCAAGAGGCAUAAUGAGGGUAAUUUCCUUGAAGAUUGCUUUGGCAACUGGGAAAGGUCCCGAACUGAGAAGUCAGGUUACGCUUCAUCUGAAGUGUCACUACCUAGUACACCGACUCAGAAUCAAGUCUUCGAAUCGCCUACUGUUGAAUACGGUACACCUCUCUCAAGUCCUCUUGUCGAAGAUGGCACACCAACAACCUCAGAAAAAAGUCCGGCUUCCAGCUUUGACAGUUUCAUCCUGAGCACCCCCAGCAGGCUGAAUCAUCACAGCCCUCUCCCUUCGAUUGAAGAUAUGUCAACAUCUAACGAGAGCCCGAGAUAUAAUCCCCCAUUGGCACUCGGCAUUGAUUCGAUUUCUGGCAGGUCUAUUGAUGUUGGCCAGCAAGAUAACAAGGUGGACGACAUAUCACCCAAAGAACCUCCAAAGUCGCUCCCUAUUCAUUCCAGGCAAGACGUUGCUGCGGAACAACCCGAUAUGGUGGAAUCCAUCGUGGACGAUACAUUUAUACUGGAGAAUGACUCAGAUGAUGAGCCACGACUUGCCCACCCCCAGUUUAGUGAACUUGGGUUAAAGAGGAACGGAACCUUGAGCGAUAAAGCCGCCAUCAUCAUGGAAUUAACGAAGCCUCUCACGCAUGCACAGGCAGGAAAGGGCAAGAUGUAUGUCCUGAAGCACAAGGAAGAAAAGGAUCUGUUCAAGAUUGGAUGGACCGCUACUACUGUCAACACAAGUUUAUCAAGGCCCAACAACUGCUAUGGCGCAUCAUGCGAGACUAUGCCCAUCUAUGAGUCUCCUCAUUUAUUCAACGGUGCUCCCAAAGCCCAUAGACUUGUGCACUUGUUUCUCAGUGGCAUCAAUGUACGGGUCAAAAAGUGUAGAAAGUGCGGCAAAGGGCACAAAGAUUGGUUCGAAGGAAGUGAAGAGGCUAUCGUGAACACAGUCAAAGUCAUGGAGGGCUUUUUACUCGGGCCUGCUUACGAGUUGAAGGAGAAGGGAGAGCUAACCAACGAAGGGAAAGCCAGGGUGAAGAACAUGUGUAAUGUCACCCUCGAGUCAUUCCAAAGGAAUCAAGAGUAUUGUGGAGUCCCAGGCCAUAUCACGGACGCCGAAUCUUGGACGUUUCCACAUACUGUGGUACCUGAAGCUGCGGUUAAUGUACAAUCACGACAGGCUUUAGUUAACGAGUCGUCAAGCCAGCCAGAAGCACUCGCCGCAUCCGCAGAUGCUUCUAAGGGACUGGAACCACCCUCGGAGGCGAACAAAGGUGGACUCCGCAACAAAUUCAAAGAACUUUAUGGUACCGUGAAGGACAAACUCUCCAAGUUUUCAGCCGCUGAUGAUGAAUUUCCCUUUGCACUUCUCGGCGCCCUCGACCAAGAUAGUGACAACACUGAGAAACCUCGCGGAUAG